This is a messenger RNA of Stereum hirsutum FP-91666 SS1, 1182 nucleotides long. RefSeq names its product Nucleotidyltransferase. The record is from RefSeq and is a predicted model, not a curated record. The transcript is spliced from 8 exons. Gene Ontology annotation, cellular component: nucleus. Gene Ontology annotation, molecular function: DNA-directed DNA polymerase activity; DNA binding. Gene Ontology annotation, biological process: double-strand break repair via nonhomologous end joining. The annotation marks the transcript as partial. Lineage: Eukaryota; Fungi; Basidiomycota; Agaricomycetes; Russulales; Stereaceae.
AAUGCAUAUAAAAUUCGGUCCUUCCAAACCGCGAUUAAUGUCAUCAAGACCCUGGACUAUCCUCUAAAGUCCGGGAAGGAGGCGGAGAAGUUGAGGGGAAUAGGACCGAAGAUUUCAGCACGAAUAGAUGCCUUCAUAAACGGGAAAGGACCUAAAACGCAGGCUAAAGCCCUGAAAAAAACCAAGGCUGCGAGCUUGUUUCAGACCGUUCCGGGCGUGGGGUAUGCGACGGCGAUGAAGCUAGUGAACGCCGGAUGUACUUCUAUCAAGGACAUGCGCAAACCGGAAUACUUUGAUAUGCUCACGCCCGCUCAGAAGGUAGGAUUGAUGUAUAUCGAUCAUUUGGACAUGCCGGUCACACGAGAACAGUCUGAGAGUGUUGCUGAUUUCAUCCGAGAUCACAUCUCUUCGAAGUUCGAGAUCGUCCACUCAGGAAGCUACCGUCGCAAAGCCCUCACCUCCUCCGACAUCGACAUCCUCCUCUUCCACCCCUCAUACGUCCACAUCCCCUUUCCCAACGUCCUCCCACCAGACCCUUCCACCAUCAACUCCACAUCCGUCGGACCAUCCUCCCUCACGCGCGGCAACGCCCCCGUCCCGUUUCGGUCCACGUCACAUACGAAAGAACAAAGACUUGCGAGUCCGUUGUUGAUGGAUGUCGUGAGGCCGCUGGAGGAUUCUGGGUUGUUGGCUGCGACGUUGAGUGGGGGGCCGAGGAAGUGGCAGGGCGUGACUAUCAUACCAGGGAGGAUGAAUGGGAGGAAUACUGGGCAGAGGCUGAGAGAUAUCAGGGCUACGCGGGGUAUAUACCGCAGACUCGAUCUAAAUCUCGCACCAAUGGGUUCACGCGGCGCCGCCCUUCUCGCUCUCACCGGCGACGUCGAUUUCGUCCGCACAUGCCGCAUCAACGCCAUCAAGCUCGGCAUGCAUCUCAACGAGUUUGGACUCUGGCGAUGGAAUGACUCCGCCUCGCCACCACCCUUACCCGACCUCGUACGUCGAAACUCGAAGUACGCAAAGGAGAGGGAGCAGAGACAUAAGGAGGAGGCAGAGAGGAGGAAGAAUGCGAGGGGCUGGUGGGAGCUGGUUGAGGGGGAGUCGGAGGAGGGGAUUUUGAGAGAGUUGGGGAUGGGGUGGGUGCCGCCGGAGAAGAGGAAUUUUAGGUUUUUGACGAGUAGGUAG